CGGAGUGUUCGCUUGCUCUCUCGGCUCGCUGGCACUGGGGCAGCCAAUGCGGCUACUGCGCCAAGUGCCGCGCGCGCAUGGCGACCCUGCGCUUCGAGCAGGAGACCAAGGAGGAGAUCGAGGAGACCCGCGUGAAGGUCAUCGCGAAGAAGGGGCGCGCCCUGGAGAAGUCACGCAAGCAGUGGCUGGAGGCGCAGGAUCGCAUUCCGCAGCACAUGGCACGUCCAAUCCUGGCCGGCCCCGACAGCAAGAUCAAGUUCGAGGAGAGCGACCCGGUUCGCUUGAAGGUCGCGGCCAUGAGGUCGGCAGCGGUGGCAGUCCCAGCGACGGCGGUGAAGCCCUUUUCGCCGAAGCUGCCCACGGCGAUGAGUGCCAACGCGGAAGCGAUCGACGAGAUGGAGACAGUGAUGCAGCAGGACCGCCAGGAGAGAGCCCGCCAGAUGGCUGCGCUCAUCGAGGCA
Messenger RNA from Prorocentrum cordatum, 461 nucleotides. Lineage: Eukaryota; Dinophyceae; Prorocentrales; Prorocentraceae. The record is from the annotation of a GenBank genome assembly.